GUCGUCAGCCUCUCAGGCAACCAAGCCGUGCGCCUGCCCCUGAUGGAGUGCGUCCAGGUGACCAAAGACGUGACGACGGCGAUGAACGAGGGGCGCUUCGAUGACGCCCUGAAACUGCGAGGCCGGCUGGAAGAGAUCAGCUGGGAUACGGUCGGCAGCUGGACUGGGCUGGGAGGAUCCAAACUGGGGACGAAGAGGUCGAGCCCCCCACCCCAGGCUUUCACGGGCAGCCUGGAGCUGAUGGAGGGGAGGGCAAAGUACGAAGAGCUCUGCAUCCCGCUCUGCAUCAUCCCCGCCACCGUCUCCAACAACGUCCCCGGCUCCGACUUCAGCAUCGGCGCCGACACCGCACUCAACACCAUCACCAUGACCUGUGACCGCAUCAAGCAGUCGGCGGCCGGGACCAAGCGCAGCGUCUUCAUCAUCGAGACCAUGGGCGAGCACUACAGCAUCCGCGGCCUGCAGAUCAACGUGGAGCAUUUAACUGAGAAGAUGAAGACGACACCCAUCUCCCUCCCUUUGCAUAGGAACGAGCGGUGCAACGACAACUACACCACCGACUUCAUCUACAACCUCUACUCGGAGGAAGGGAAGGGCAUCUUCGACUGCCGGAAAAAUGUGCUGGGACACAUGCAGCAGGGUGGCACCCCGGCCCCCCUCGACAGGNNNNAGGGUUCAAAACGCUGAGCCCGCUCCCUGCCUCCCCUCACAGGUCGGAUCUUUGCUAACACGGAUGACUCCGCUUGUCUGCUGGGCAUGCGCAAGCGCAGCCUCGUCUUCCAGCCCCUCACCGAACUCAAGGAGCAGACAGACUUUGAGCACCGCAUCCCCAAGGAGCAGUGGUGGCUGAAACUUCGCCCCAUCCUAAAAAUCCUGGCCAAAUACAACAUCGAGCUGGACACCUCGGAGAAAGCCCACCUGGAACACGUCACACACAAGAGGGUCUCACUCGAGUCCCACAUCUAA
Messenger RNA from Cariama cristata (Red-legged seriema), 966 nucleotides. RefSeq names its product ATP-dependent 6-phosphofructokinase, muscle type-like. Gene Ontology annotation, cellular component: 6-phosphofructokinase complex; membrane. Gene Ontology annotation, molecular function: ATP binding; monosaccharide binding; AMP binding. NCBI's taxonomy places the organism in Eukaryota, Metazoa, Chordata, Aves, Cariamiformes, Cariamidae. The record is from RefSeq and is a predicted model, not a curated record. The transcript has 12 exons. Gene Ontology annotation, biological process: fructose 1,6-bisphosphate metabolic process; fructose 6-phosphate metabolic process; canonical glycolysis. The annotation marks the transcript as partial.